UCUAGUUGUGAUAGAUAAUAAUGAUUUAAUAUUGGCAAUUACUUUAAAUAUUGAAAUUAUGUUAAACAAAACACAAGUGUGUGGUUACCUAAGUACCUGAAUUAUGGCAUUUUCUAUUGGAAGUGAUUUCAGUACCUCAUUUACACAGGACUCUGAUGAAGUUCAAGAAAUGUUUUGUGAACAUUGUGAUAAACAUGACAAUCAAUAUGUUCCUGCUGAGGGAUUUUGUGAGGAAUGUUUUGAGUACUUGUGUGGAACUUGUCUAAAAUACCAUAAAAUAUAUAUGAAAUCCCAUACCAUCAAAGAUAAGGAUAACAUGCCACAGGACUUCUGUCUGGAGAAAUGUUCUGUUCAUCAAGAUGAAUUGAUCAAGUUCUAUUGUCAAGAUUGUAAGAAAUGUGCCUGUACUGAAUGCAAGACUCAAGACCAUGGGAACUGUAGUAUAAUCAGCCAUUUGCCAGUCCUUGUUCCAGGAAUUGAAAACAGCCAAGAAAUUAAAGAACUCACUGAAAAUCUUGAUAAGUUAAUGAAAGAUUUGGAACAUACAGAAAAACAUGUGAACAUAAACAUGAAAUAUGUUGCUUCAUAUGAAACAAAGAUAUUAGAUACAGUCAUGAAAAAAAAGAAAGAAAUAUUGUCAGUGUUUGAAAAACAUCAGACAGAUAUAAUUCAAAACUUUGAGAAAAAAAUAGAAGAAACCUUACAAAGACUUGAAGAAGAGAAAAAAGAGAAAAUUGACAAAUUACAAGAAAAUCAAAGGAAAUUAGAAAAGUUAUUAAAUGAUGAGGAGAAUGAAAUAAAGAAGAAAAUUGAAAUCAUAAAAAAGGAUGACGUGAAAAUUUUGCAGGCAAUCACAGAGGAAACCUCUAAAAUGAAAAUAAAACUAAAAGCCAUAUCAACGGAACUUGUCUAUCACCAAACUACAGAUCAUAGGUGCCAACUGUUUGUUGCUAUGAAGAAAGGAGAAGAAGUCAUUGAAAAAUUGAAACGAGAUGCAGAUAAACAAUGUAAAAACAAUUCAAUUCAUCAUUACAAAGUAGAAUGCAAAGCUUCUGAACAAAAUAUUACCAAUAUACAAGACUGUGACAAAUUUUUCACCUAUCAAGAUAUACAUGAAUCUGAAGUACAAAGAACUGCAAGUUAUUACACAGAUAUAAAAUUCACAGUUAACUCCUUGUCAUCUUUAUGCUUAUUAUCUGAAAACUGUCUUCUAUAUACUUGUUUAAAUUCUAUGAAGCUGAUAAUAUUCAAGGAUUUGUCAGUCAGCACUUCAUCAUAUGAUACAACAGACCUGCCCUCAGAGCCUUGGGCUGUUGCUAAAGUUGACAAUAACAAAGUUGCUGUCACAUUUCCUGAACUUGGAACAGUAAGACUGAUAACAUUCUCUAAGUGUAUGAGAGUAACCAACACUGAAGAUAUAAAAGUAGGAAAAGUUUGUCGUGGUGUUGCCUAUAGUAAAAACAAACUUAUAGUAUCUUACACAAACAGCCCAGCAACAGUGAAGAUACUUAAUAUGUCUGGUAAAGUAUUGAAAACAUUUGAUAAAGAUCAGCAUGGGACAUGUCUGUUUGUUGAUCCUCAUUACUUAACAGUCAGUGCAGACAACACAAUUAUAUAUGUAUCUGACUAUAAUAAAAACUGUGUGAUAGGUUUAACCUUUGAUGGGAAAGUCAAGGCCAUUUACAAGGAUGACCAGCUGAAUAAACCAUAUCAACUGACUGUUGAUAGGUCUGGAGCAGUGUUUGUAUGUGGAUGUUGGUCACACAAUAUACAUCAAUUAUCACCUGACCUGACCAAGGUGAAGAUACUGCUGGAUAGAGAACAAGGAAUAGAAUGUCCAGUAGGUGUGUCAUACUACCAGAAUAAAAACAGAUUGUAUGUGUGUCAAACUCUUGGUGACAUUAAAAGUGUAUGA
This is a messenger RNA of Ruditapes philippinarum (Manila clam), 1915 nucleotides long. RefSeq lists its product as uncharacterized. The record is from RefSeq and is a predicted model, not a curated record. Gene Ontology annotation, molecular function: zinc ion binding. The coding region runs from base 104 to 1915 and encodes 603 amino acids. The transcript has a single exon. Lineage: Eukaryota; Metazoa; Mollusca; Bivalvia; Venerida; Veneridae.